CAGUGUCGUUGUCGUAUUGUUUUGGUUUUGAUUUCUAAUUCUAAUAUUAUUUAAUCAAUAUUGUAUAUAUGAAAUAGCAUUUGAAUAAAAUUAAAAAUUAUUUAAACUAUAUAUUAGUAAAAUGCUACACAUAAAAUCUGUCUGCCGCUGUAUACAACACAAUGUUUAUAAAUCUCGUUAUUAUACCACAAGAAAGAAUCCUUUUGUUAAGACAUGGAACACACUGUCUAAUGAUAUGUUAAUUAAAAAACGUGCCGUUUAUCCUGAACACGCUGAUGUCGUUAUAAUAGGUGGAGGUUUUAUUGGAUCUUCGGUUGGAUAUUGGUUAAAGACUAGAGCUGGAUCAGGACUCUCGGUUGUUAUUUUAGAGAAAGAUUUAUCUUACGCACAAGUUCAAAAUAAUGUAUCUCUGGGAACCUUAACCCAACAUUUUUCUUUACCAGAAAACAUCCAAUUAGCUCAGUAUUCUGCAGAGUUCUUCAGAAAUAUUAAACUUAAUUUAAAUAGCGAGACAGACAUUAAAUACAGACCAAAUGGAAAUUUAAUACUGGCAAGUGAAAAGUAUGCUCAGAGAUUGGAACAAAAUGUGGCAAUUCAAAAAGAGUUUGGUGUUAAAAAUGAAUUACUCACAGCUGCUGAUGUUAAAGAGAAAUAUCCAUGGAUAAAUACAACUGACAUUGAACUAGGUUGCGUAAGUACAGAAUGUGAAGGGACUUUUAAUCCGGAGGCAUUUUUAAAAGGACUUGUUUUAAAAAAUAGUGAUCUUGGUGUCAAAUAUGUUGAUGCUGAAGUAAUUGGAUUUGAUAUGGAACAACAGCGUGAUGUUUUAAUGGAAGGAGUGACCCCAGGAGGUUUUAGGAAAAUCAGUAAAGUUACAUAUAGGACAAAGGACAAUGAAGAAUAUGAAAUAAAGUUUGCCAUUUGCAUCUUAGCAGCUGGCGGUUGUUCGGGUGAAGUAGCUAAGUCUGCUCAAAUAGGUGUUGGAGAUGGAUUGCUAAAGAUACCUUUACCUAUUCAACAUCGUGAAUACAACAUUUAUAACAUUCAAGAUGAAAAUAGCAAGGUUAGUAUUAAUACACCAGUUAUAAUGGAUACAAGCGGCCUUUGGUUACAACAGAAUGCACUUGACAACAACUUUUUAUGUGGAUAUACACCUUUAUCAACAAAUAGUGUCAAAGAAUUGCUGGCUGAAAAUUUUUAUGAAGAGAUGAUUAAACCUUCUUUAUUCAAUAGGUAUCCAAAAUUUCAAGAACACCAGAUUAAAGUAUUACGGACAGAAUUUCAAGAUUGCAAUACUUAUGAUGAAACUGGUAUUCUUGGUUCACAUCCUUACCACAUCAACUUGGUCAUAGCAGCUGGUUUUGGCAAAUUGGGUUGUCAGCAUGCUCCAGGAAUAGGAAGGGCAAUUGCAGAAUCAAUCAUUGAUGGUCAUUAUUCUAGUAUCGACCUAACAAGAUUUGGGUUUGAUAGACUAUUGAUAGAUGAGCCUUUAGUUGAAUUUAAUGUUUAUUAGUUGUGCUAUGUAAUGUUUUAUUAAAUAUGUGUAAGUAAUGUAAUAAGUUAAAAUAAAAUACAACAUGGAUUUAAAUAACAUUUUAGGUCUAUUACUCAUGAAACUUGCUCACUAUUUAAAAAUGAAAUAAAUUCAGAAAUGAAAAAAAAAAACAUUUUCUUAUAGAAAUCCCUACAUUUUAAUUAAAUCCACUAUAAUUCUUACUACUUCUAAUUACAACUUUAUAAAUAAAUAGAUUUUUACUUAAAUUGAGGUGUUGCAGUAAA
Molecule: messenger RNA, 1779 nt
Organism: Papilio polytes (common Mormon)
Lineage: Eukaryota; Metazoa; Arthropoda; Insecta; Lepidoptera; Papilionidae
Gene: l(2)37Bb
Product: FAD-dependent oxidoreductase domain-containing protein 1
Exons: 6
Coding region: 122-1513 (463 amino acids)
Cellular component (GO): cytoplasm
Molecular function (GO): oxidoreductase activity
Source: RefSeq, a predicted model, not a curated record